Molecule: messenger RNA, 948 nt
Organism: Naegleria lovaniensis
Lineage: Eukaryota; Heterolobosea; Eutetramitea; Acrasida; Naegleriidae
Exons: 1
Coding region: 1-948 (315 amino acids)
Source: RefSeq, a predicted model, not a curated record
AUGCAAAAACAAUCCUUUUCGUCAGUCCUUUCACCGGAAGAUAAAAAUCGAGUGGAGAAUUUAUCCUCUCAAAUUUUAAAGACUUAUUCUCAUAAAUCAACAAAAACCACUCCUACGGUGGAAUCUCUUGAUGAAUUAAAAAAACAAUACAAAUCAUUACCGAGAUUAACAAAAAAACAAUUUGAAAAUCUUCCGAAAGAACAACGAGAACAGUAUAUUAAAAUGUUAGAGUCUAUUAUUUCUAAAUUAUCGGCAAUGAUUCUAUUUUCUACGCCAUCCCAAUCUCGAUCGAGUACAACCUUUGAUGAACAAUCCAUAAUUUUAAAUGACAUUGUCAAAGGAUUUAAUCACAUUGAUAAGGAUUUUUCUUUCAUUACUCUGCAAGCCAUGCAAAUGGCAAUUGAACGGAGGAGAGAAGAAGAAAAACAAGCCAUAGAGGAGCAGCGGAAAAUAUUGGCACAACAAGUACCAAUCACAGGUCUCAUGAAAAAGCUCGCGUUUCAAUUGAAAUGCUUGAAAUUGAAAAAUAAUAGUGAAAUAUUUGAAAAGGAACGAGAGAAUAUGAGGAAAAUGUUUAAAGAACGGAUGCCAAUUGAAAAUAAUUUUGCAUCAUAUUUUAAAGUAAUUCCAGAGAUAUGUGACACCUUCACAGACUAUCAAUGGAUACGAUUGUUAGUGGCACUCAAUUUUCAUGAGAAAAAUUGGCUCUCGUUUGUGGAAAAUAUUCAAGAUUUCGUUUUGAAAAGUUACAAGGUAGAAGAAUUUAUGCUCUUCAUGCUCAUGAAUGGAAACGAAAACGAGUACAAUCAUCUCAACAGAAGUGAUCAUGCUCACGAUCCAGCUAUGGAAUUGAUGAGAAGAAAACCGAGCACGAAAAGAGCCAAAUCGAUUCGUUCAAUAAGAGCAUUAAGGAACGAUGGCCUUUAUUGUCCGAUCUCGAAAAGCUAA